UCUCCCUGCAAGGAAGCUAAGGAAACUCCACUCACUAGUUCAGCGCAGACAACAACAGCAAGGCUUCACCGUGUGCAGUUGCAGUCAUGCUCCGACCAAAGGAUCUGUGCCAGGGCUCAGGCACCAAGACCUUCCUAGAUGCCAUGCAAAGUGGCAAGGUGCACCUGGCCCGGUUCGUCCUGGAUGCCUUGGACGGGCGCAUCAUCAAUUCCAAGACGGAGAACAGCCGCACCCCUUUAAUGUUUGCCGUGUGCCUGCCGGACCCCGGUGCCCGGGUGAAGUUCACCAGGCUACUGCUGGAGAAAGGGGCGGACGUCAACUGCCAGGACGAGCACGGGCGCACUGCCUUGAGCCUCGCCUGCGAGCUGGGGCACCUUGAGGCCGUCAAGCUCCUGGUGCAGUUUAACGCCGACCCCGAGGUCACCGACGUCUGGGGCAACAGUGCCCUGAUGUAUGCUGCCUACGCUGGCCACAGCCAGGUCCUUGAGUUCCUGGUCCGGGCGUUUAAGAGGCUGGGUCUGCGGCUAGACCACACCAACCAAGCUGGCCACUCCGCCAUCCAGGUCGCCGACUUCUACGGCCACAACCAGUGCGUCAAGGCCUUGAACAUUCCCGGGAAGAGGUGCGUGGGUCCCGACAGCCCCCUCGGGGAUGUGCUCCAUGGGAAGGAGCUGGGGGGAGAGAGGAGACGGCCCAACAGGCUGCCCAAGCAGGUCCUGGAGAAGUUCACCCAGCAGUUCCAGAGCAAGUGUGACGACCACCUGCCCGUGGUGUUCCAGCGGCAGCUGAGGGUUGGGGAGGGGAACGGUCUACGGAGGCGCCUCAAAGGUCAGCAACAGUCCCCAGACAGGAAGGGCCAGCAACAACCCUUCCCCAAUCAUCUGCAGAGGCUCAGUGGCAAAGACAGCCAGGAUGCUGUUUUCACAGCCAGACAGAUACAGAACUGCAAGCUGAGGGACAUGAGAGGGGUGAAGACGUUGGACCAGAAUCCACAGGUAUGCCAGGAAGAGACGAACACAGCAAGGGUAAUUAUACCAGAGACACCAGAGAAGGGUCCAGUGUGGGGUAAAGCAAAGUCAUUCAACCUUGACCUCCUGACAUGCAGAAAACAGUCAUACCAGGGUGAUUCAUCUGAAACCAGUCAUUCCACUGUUAAAAUAAAGAGAGGGUCCUUGCAGGAUGAGCAAACUCUGCUGACAAAGUUUCCGUGUCAAGAAAAUGAUGCUGAAAAAUCUGUCACGGCACCCAAAGCUCUUUUAAGCGGCAAGAAAUCUCUAGAGUCGACGGAGGAAAAGCCAAGUCCAUACUGCAAAGAAAAUGAGAGUUGUGCUGUACUGGGGAAGAGGGAGUUUAAGAAGCGCACUAGUCUCCCCCAACACGGGCGACAGGACAAACUCCUCUUCCACAGAGAAGAAAUCGCACCUGAGAGGAUUCAGGUGCAUCCACCCGGAUUCACCGGACUGGGGACGCGAUUACUGCGGCGAUUCACUGCCCCUGAAUUUAUGAAACUGGUGAUGGACUUUCCCUCCGGCUCUGAACACGGCAGAGGAAAGAUUUCCCGUUCAGAGACAUUCCCUCUCUCACAUACGCAUCAAAAAGUUAACAGCCAGCCCAGUGUUGACAGCAUCAGUGGGGUGAACUGUGAAUUUGAGAGCAGUUGUGGCCGUCGUGUUACGCUCAGUUAA
Molecule: messenger RNA, 1685 nt
Organism: Megalops cyprinoides (Indo-Pacific tarpon)
Lineage: Eukaryota; Metazoa; Chordata; Actinopteri; Elopiformes; Megalopidae
Gene: ankrd63
Exons: 1
Coding region: 87-1685 (532 amino acids)
Molecular function (GO): protein binding
Source: RefSeq, a predicted model, not a curated record